Messenger RNA from Stylophora pistillata, 2340 nucleotides. Its product is annotated as adenosine receptor A2b-like. NCBI's taxonomy places the organism in Eukaryota, Metazoa, Cnidaria, Anthozoa, Scleractinia, Pocilloporidae. The record is from RefSeq and is a predicted model, not a curated record. Gene Ontology annotation, molecular function: G protein-coupled receptor activity. Gene Ontology annotation, biological process: G protein-coupled receptor signaling pathway. Gene Ontology annotation, cellular component: plasma membrane.
CAUAUCAGACCUUAUGAUUUAAGCUUUCCACCGGCGCGUGGCUGAAUCUCUUAUUUCACGAUCAUUUACAAAUAUAUCGAUGACAUUUGAAGAAAAACCUUAACAUCUGAGACCGUCAGAGAGUGAAAAAAAGAGCUUGAUGAUCGAUGCUAACCCUGCCAACAGAUUAAGACCCGGCUAGAUUCUCAAGUUUGCAGUUUCUCAAGCGAUACAUCUGACAAGUUUCACUUCUUUUAUAAUAACUUCCAUUAACAACACCGGAAAUGUACGAACGCGGGUUCACUCGCUUGAGAAAAAAACAUUCAAGAAACUUGGAAGAGACCAGCGCGGCUGAGUUGGGUCCCUUUCAAUUUAUAAGAAAUAGAAAGUUUAGAACAUCCACCUGUGCUAUGAAUAACAAGAAACUGGUCUACACGGAAUCAAAAUAAAAAUGACGAACUCAACCGGAGGCGGGAACUUAACUACGAUCCACGACUUUCAUUGCCCCCUCAGUCUUUAUGGAUUGCAUUUUAGGAUGCUUAUGUCAGCAUUAAAUGCACCAUUAUUAGUCACUGCUGUAUUAGGGAACAUUUUGAUCAUAGCUGCCCUUCGAAAGAUACCCGAAUCGUCCCUUCAUCCACCGUCGAAAUUUCUAUUUAACUGUCUCGCAUGUACCGAUCUGGGCGUAGGAAUAUUUACGCAACCUCUACUCAUUAGCUUUUCAUGGUCUACCGAACACUCUAAGACUUGCUAUUACCUUGUCGUCUUGCUUUAUACAAUAGGGGGGACAUUUUGCGGCGUUUCAUCUCUCACCGUGACAACUAUAAGUGUGGACAGACUUCUCGCCUUAUUAUUAAGACUGCGAUACCGACAGGUGGUUACGUUAAAAGGAGUACGGGUCGCUCUUCUCCUAUUUUUGCUCCUCAGCUCUGGUGUAGCGAUGACAAUUUUUCACGACUUGCGUCUCUGUAUAACAUUGAUCAGCAUCAUAUUGUCUGUGUGCUUAAUAAUCUCGACCGUGUGUUAUAUGAAAAUUUAUCGGACUCUCCGUCAACAUCAAAAUCAAGUACAAGACAUCGAUUAUCGCCGAGAGUUUAAUAAAUGGGACACACCAUUAAACAUAGCACGAUAUAAAAAGACAGUCUCCAGUGCUCUGUGGGUGCAGCUAGCACUCCUUGCCUGUUAUCUCCCAUAUGGUACAGUAGCAGCUGUAUUUGCCAUGACAAGAUGGCGGACAGUCAGUCUUGAUCUUGCUUUGGAUGCCACACUGACUAUACUCUUCUGCAACUCGGCUGUAAAUCCGUUCUUAUACUGCUGGAAGAACAGAGAAAUAAGGAGCGCUGUGAAAUACAGAAUCAGACAGUUUCUUUGUAUAGCAAGAUAGUUUUCUGGUAAAUUUUAACAACAGACAACCUCGUGUUCAUAACAGCAAAACAUGUUAAGGCGCGCGUGAGCGGCGCUUCUAACACCGGUGGGAACCGUGUCAAGCAAGGGCCAGACCGAGGGGGACGGGGUAAGAAUGAGUGCAACAUCUCCAAAGUCCACAAUCGUUUAUUCUAUAUCUACUGGCCUCGCUCACAAAGAACCUUGAUUAGGUUGACAAUUCAAAAAUGUAAACUAAGCAGGACACGGAUUCUAUUGUUCUUCACUGGAGAUAUGGCUGGUGUCUAAGCCUCUUGCACAUCGCACUUUGCGUGAUCAGUUACAUGACUAAGUGUUAACAGGGUGAGGGAAGGCCAAAACGAACGAAUGCGUUUCAAUUUAACAUCAUAGUUAGUAGAGGGGACCCAGUCCCCUCUAUUAACUAUGUUAACAUCCACGAGUUUCAAGUUGUACCCGACUCUGCAGUUUCAUUGUACGCAUGUUAAGAUUAGGAUGCGUAUACUGCAAGACUAACUAGCUAACUAAUCCUAAAAAAGCUUUUCACAUUGAAACACUCAUCUGGGUGUUGGCAGAAUUAAACAUAAGGUGCAAUUUUUACUCCACCAAACUUACAUAAUAGGAAACUUCCAUUACUUUGCUCUACAAUGGGAAGAAAAAAUAUUACCCACUGGCCGUUUUGGCAUUUUACCCACUGGUGCCCGUCUUGACAUUUAGGCCACUAGUGACUGUUUUUGCAUUUUAACCAAUAGUGGCCAUUUUGACAUUUUGGCUACGGGUGGGCCGUUUUCCCAUUUUGGGCACUAAUGGCUGCUUCCAGUGGCCAUUUUGGGCAAUGACAAUCAUUUUUCUAUUUUAGCCAAUAAUGACAAAUUAACAUUUUCCCCACGAUUGGGCGUUUUCACCACGAUUGGGCGUUUUCACCAAAACGAAAGAAGGCCAAGAAAGGCCAAAAUCGUAAAAAGGCCAUUAGUUGCAAAA